CGCCGGGCCAGUGCCCACCGCCGCCCAUCAUGGCGAGCGUCCUGUCUUCACUAUGCAUGUACUCCCUGACGCUGUCGCCGCCAUCAGCAACUACUCAGGCCAUCGUGGGAGACUUUGCUGGCUUGGGUAGACAGCAAAUCUUGUCAGCGAACGGGUCGCUUCUCACAAUAUUCGAGGUAUCCCGUCUCCAAAACGGAUUCAUCAUUCACCAUACGCACGACAUAUUUGGAAUCAUCCGGGGAAUAGCAAGCUACCGUCCUCAUUCAGCCAAGAAAGAUUUCAUCAUAGUUUCCUCCGAUUCUGGUCGCGUCGUGGUCCUCGAAUACGUGCACGAGAAGAAGCAAUUUGAACAGAUCCAUCUCGAAACCUUCGGCAAAUCCGGUGUUCGGCGUGUUAUUCCUGGACAAUACCUCGUUGCCGAUCCAAAGGGCAGAGCAUGCAUGCUUGCCUCUGUCGAGAAGAAUAAACUUGUGUGGAUCCUGAACCGCCAUCCUACACAGGGUUUUACAAUAUCGUCGCCACUCGAGGCACACAAGCCGCAGACAUUCGUCUACGCUCUGCUAGGCUUAGACGUCGGCUACGAAAACCCCAUCUUCGCGGCCCUGGAAGUCGACUACUCAGAAAUCGAACAGGACGCCACGGGCGUAGCAUACGAGGAGUAUGAGAAGCAACUGGUCUAUUAUCAGCUAGAUCUAGGUCUCAACCACGUUGUGCGCUUGUGGGCCGACACAGUAGACCGAACAUCUCACAUCCUCUUCCGAGUCCCAGGCGGAACGAAUGGACCAAGUGGAGCGCUCGUCUGUGGAGUGGACAACAUCACUUAUCGCCAUAUGAAUCAGGAAGCCUUUCGCGUGGUAAUUCCGCGUCGUUCAGGAGCCACAGAGAAUCCGAACCGCCGACGACAAAUUGUCGCAGGAACCAUGUAUUCCAUCAAGGGUGGUGGGUUCUUCUACCUGCUCCAGACGGAGGACGGUGACCUAUUCAAGGUAGCAUUGGAAUUGGAAGAAACGAAAGCCAAUCCCAACGGCGCUGUUAAGAGACUUAAAAUCAAAUACUUUGACACCGUGCCGGUUGCGUCCAGUCUUUGUCUGCUUCGGUCGGGAUUCUUGUUUGUUGCGUGCGAGAGCGGAAGCCGGAUUUUGUACGAACUUGAGGCACUCGGCGACGCAGACGAUGAUCCAUGGUUCCACAGUGACAACUACCCAGCUGAUCCUGCUGUGGACGCCAAACCCGCUUUUUUCCAGCCUCGCCCUCUGCGGAACUUGAACCCCGUUGAAACUAUGCAGGACUUGAACCCAGUCAUGGCAGCCAAGGUCGUCAAUCUCUCUAAUGAAGACGCGCCGCAAAUUUACACCCUUUGUGGCACUGGAGCUCGCAGUUCUCUCAAGACUGUAAGAAAUAGCCUGGCGGUCUUGGAUCUCGUGGAGUCUCAGUUGCCCCAGCCCGCGUCGGCCGUCUGGACGACAAAAAUGACCGUGGAUGAUGUGCACGAUUCCUAUAUCGUGUUGUCGUUAGUUUCCAUGACUCUUGUUCUCAGUAUUGGCGAGGAUGUCGAGGAAGUGACAGACAGUGGAUUCAUGAAGGAAACUACCACUCUCGCGGUUCAGCAGUGGGGACCAGACAACCUGCUACAAAUCCAUCCACGAGGCAUCCGCCAUAUCAACGCCGAUAAGGUAGCUUCGGACUGGCAUGCUCCUCAACAUAGAACGAUCGUGACAUGCGCAACCAAUAACAGACAGGUGGCGAUUGCGCUAAGCUCCGGCGAGAUCUAUUAUUUCGAGUGCGACUCCGAUGGAGCUCUUGCUAAGAGUACCGAUGAGUCGAAGAUGGACGGUACGAUUCUCUGUCUCGGUCUUGGGCAAAUUCCUGAAGGCCGAGUACGAUCCGACUUGCUCGCUGUUGGAACCGAUGAUCAGGCAAUCCAGAUUCUUUCUUUGGUUCCUGAUGCCAGGACUGGUCACCGAUUGAAGCAGCAAUCAAUUCAGCUUACUUCAUCACCACCCAGCUCCCUUGCCAUUAUGUCAAUGAAAGAUCGGUCAAGCCAGGGGUCCACUCUCUAUUUGCAUGUCGGCUUGAUAUCCGGUAUAUAUAUUCGUACCGCCCUAGACGAGCAUGAUGGAACUAUGAGCGAGAUUCGAAAAAAGUUCUUAGGACACAAGCCAGUCAAGAUCGUACCUUGCGUGGUCAAGAAGGAAAACGCGAUUCUUAUCCUCACCUCCAGGCCAUGGCUUGGAUAUUCAGAUCCCAAGAACAACAGCCUGGCUCUCACGCCGAUCAGCUACCUACCUCUCGAAUCUGCUUGGACAUUUAGUAGCUCUCAAUUCGAGGGAAUGAUUGGCAUCCACGAGGAUGAGCUUCGAAUUUUUGCAAUCGACGAAAUCCGGAGCAACAUCACCCAGGAUUCGAUACCUCUCACAUAUACGCCGCAUCGAUUUGUGUCUCACAACUCACUGUUUUACGUCAUCGAGCGUGAGAACCACACAUUGGCACCAAAAAUGCGACAGCAACUUAUCGAAGAUGCCAAACAUAAAGCUAUCGAGAGUGGCAAAAAGAACGGCGUGACGAAAGAGGAAGAUGACGAAACCGAACUCCUUCCAGAGAAUUUUGGAUAUCCUUACUCCGAAUUUCAUUGGUCGUCAUGCAUAGAGAUCGUUGAUCCAGUCGAAGGCAAGGCUGUGGUCAAGUCUUUUGAACUGGAUAACAAUGAAGCAGCUGUUAGCAUAGUCAUGGUUCCGUUCGACAGCCGAGAGUCUGAGACCUUCCUCGCAGUGGGCACAGGCAAAAACAUUGGAUGGCCGGCAACACAGCACGAGAACUUCAUCCGGAUCUACCGAAUUUUGGAAAACGGUCGUUCGCUCGAGUUAGUCCACAAGACAAAGCUGCCAAAGCUCCCUCUCGCUCUGCUUGCAUUCAAAGGAAUGUUAGCUGUCGGUCUUGGGCCGGACUUAGCCCUCUACGACAUAGGCAUGAAGCAGCUGCUGCGCAAAAGCUUGUUGGAGAAAGCAACACCAAGUUGUAUCAUGCAACUCCACACUCAAGGAAGUCGCAUCGUCUGUGCGGAUCAGCGCGAGAGCUUAACAUACGUCGUCCACAAGGGACAGGGCAAUCGACUGAUCGCGUUUGUUGACGAUUCUAUUGCUCGAUACACUACAUGCUCCGGAAUGACUGACUACGAGACGACCGUUGGAGGCGACAAAUUCGGAAAUAUAUGGAUGCUUCGAUGCCCACCGGAUGUUUCGACAAAUGCAGACGAAGAAGGCGAAGGCAUACAUUUACUACAGAAGGGCUACCUCGGCGGUACGCCGAAUCGUUUCGAGCUGAUGAUGCACUACUUCACACAGGACAUACCAAUGGCUGUCCAGAAAACUCCUCUCACUCCCGGAGGUGAAGACGUCAUUUUCUGGGCAGGGCUCCAGGGUACCUUGGGUGUGUUCGUUCCUUUCGGCCGUCGAAAAGACCUCACGAUGUUUCAAGAGCUCGAGCUUGCUAUGCGCAAAGAAGACAAGCCGCUUGCUGGGCGCGACCAUCUCGCAUACCGUGGAUAUUACGCGCCUGUGAAAGGUGUGGUUGACGGGGAUCUGUGCGAACGAUUCCUCUUGCUUUCUAGGGACCAAAAACAGGCCAUUGCUGUCGCCAUCGAAGGGAACUGGCCCGUGGAAAAGAUUGAAGCUAGUAUCUGGACUAUGAGGGGCUUACUUGCCUUCUAAGCUACUAGGAGGACACUUUGCUAUUGGAUCAUACGGAACUUACUUGUCUUCUAGGCUACCUGGAGGACACCGUGCUAAUACCAACGGCUAAAUGACUUAAGAUGAUCUUACCGACUAAUGCAACAGCGCUUGUCUAGGUGAUCACUUGUACACUAUUUGGAUCAUAGCAGUUUGCUUCUACGGACUUGGGGCGCCUGGGGGAAAGCUUGCGGCGAACUCAUACCCAAACAUGCUACAUCAAACCUUUCAAAUGCUGGACCGUUUGAUCAUGUCCAGGCUAUAAAAAAAAAAAUCAAAAUCAACAUCCACCAGAUGCUUUCUCUG
Molecule: messenger RNA, 4031 nt
Organism: Mytilinidion resinicola
Lineage: Eukaryota; Fungi; Ascomycota; Dothideomycetes; Mytilinidiales; Mytilinidiaceae
Exons: 3
Coding region: 30-3707 (1225 amino acids)
Biological process (GO): mRNA splicing, via spliceosome
Cellular component (GO): nucleus; U2 snRNP
Molecular function (GO): U2 snRNA binding; protein binding
Source: RefSeq, a predicted model, not a curated record